Messenger RNA from Suillus paluster, 1860 nucleotides. RefSeq lists its product as uncharacterized. Bases 1 to 1860 code for a protein of 619 amino acids. The record is from RefSeq and is a predicted model, not a curated record. The transcript is spliced from 11 exons. Lineage: Eukaryota; Fungi; Basidiomycota; Agaricomycetes; Boletales; Suillaceae.
AUGAGCAUAUCCCGAGGGCCAUGGGCAAUAUUGCAAAAAGAUGGGCUAUUUGGCGGGCUACUACUGGCGACCUUACAUGACAAGUUUCUAAGGGUCAUGGCCCUCAGUGCUAUGAUUGAUUCCCUUAUAGAUUCAUCUCCUUCUUAUCUGCCAAAUGCCAUCAUACGUCAAUUGGCUAGAUGCACACAAGAUGGUAACAAAUUUGAGCCAUGCGCAAAGCCUGGUGCACUAGCUUCAGCAGAACUUUGCUUCACAGCAAAGUCACUUGCAAGAAAUGACCAGUGUGAAACCUCUUUCAUAGAAGUUGAAGCAAGCAAGGAUAUCCUGAAACAUGAGGAGGAAGAACGCCACGCGGAGCUCCUACAUGAGCUCCAGCGUAACAAUGUAGAGGGUUAUUUGGAUGCCACUCACGAAGCCAUCUGGUUUGAGAGGUUCUUAUUGGACCGGUCCCUGGCAAAAAUUAAAGAUGACUUCGACUUCAACAGGACAGUCUACCAUAACAAUUUGGCAUUGUUGGCCACUGUAGAUGAACAACUCGAUCAACUUGAGUCUCAUGCAGAGCAGUGUGAACUCAUUUUAUCCAAAGAGGAACUUGCAAAGGAACUCAAAGCUUUGAUCAUCAAAGGAGGCGAGAGCGAAACUGAUGACAGCCUUUGUGGUUCAAAUACAUCCGGCUUGCUUUCCCCCAUAAUCAUGUCCUCAUACAAGGGCAAAGAAAAAGCCAAGCAAUCUCAAUACUCCAAUGCAGCCGCCGACUUUAACCAUCAAUUUGGACUGGACUUGGGCUUCAAUGCCACCUCGAUCUCUGUUGAUCCAUUGUUUGGCAUUGAUGUCCCAUAUAUGCAACCCUACCACAACAGUACUACAGCUCCCAACCUCCGCUUCACUCAGGCUGCUCCCAACUCCAACAUUUUUGCUCCCAACUCCUUCAACUUGCCCAACCUGUACUUUACUUGUCCCCACCCAUCCUUUACUUCUCCCACCCCCAACCCUGACUUCAAUCCAUCCAACACCAGCAACUUCACGCCACCCAACUUUACUCCACUCAACGCCAGUGACUUCCCUCCUCCCAACGCCAAUUUUUCUGCGCAUUACCCUGACUUUGCUAUGCCUAACCCCAACUUUACUCUACCCAACCCCGACUUUCCUCUACCCAACCCAAACUAUGCUCUACCCAACCCUGACUCUCUACCCAACCUCAAUUUCACUGGCCCCAACAUUGCUGCCCCUCGUCCUCAUCUUCCUCCCAACACCACAGACCUUGAACACAUGCCAUACAGUCGGAUGGUGCAUCCAAAGCCAUCACCCAUUCCACAAGCUUGGCAAGUCGGGUUUGAGAGCGAAGCUGUGAGAGGUACAUCGCAUACGUCAAGGGUCCAGAGACCCCGAGUCAAUGCAAACGUAUGGAACUCUUUUUGCUCAACUGCUGGGCCUUCGAUCACCAUGCCUUCGACUGCUGCAGGGCCUUCAACGCUUCCUGAUGACGACUCCAAGUCCGAGUCCGAGUCCGAGAUACCUCUCAACACUACCACCUCCAAGAAGAUACAACUCUUGAAGAAGGUGAUUUCCAAUCAAGCAUGCAAAACCCUAAAGGCGCCACUAGCGUCUGAGGUACAUGACGCCCUCGUCAGCUCCAUGAUAGAGCAGAUCAGCCACAAAGCCCUCGCAACAGAUUGGAUAUUGAAGAACAGCCACGGCAUAUUAAAAAGUCUCAAGACAGUUCCCAUGAACCUCUGCAAUGAGAUAAAAUGCUUAGUGCGGGCAAUUGUCCUAGGCUCGUGGGGUCUUUUGCCUGCAAUCAAGGAACAGGUCAAAGACGUUGCAGCCUACCAAUACUCUCUCAUCAAGACUCCAACAUGA